This is a messenger RNA of Corylus avellana, 848 nucleotides long. Its product is annotated as germin-like protein subfamily 1 member 13. The record is from RefSeq and is a predicted model, not a curated record. Gene Ontology annotation, molecular function: manganese ion binding. Lineage: Eukaryota; Viridiplantae; Streptophyta; Magnoliopsida; Fagales; Betulaceae.
AUUAGAGAAUACAUUGCAUACUUAGAUAUGAUGAAAGGAGUCCAUUUCCUUGCAAUUGUUGCUCUCUUGUCCCUUGCAUCCUCUCUUGUCUCUGCCUUCGAUCCCAGCCCUCUUCAGGACAUUUGUGUUGCAAUUGAUGACCCCAAGUCUGCUGUGUUCGUGAAUGGGAAAUUCUGCAAGGAUUUGAAGGAUACCAAGGCCGAUGAUUUCUACUUCUCUGGGCUCCAAAUUCCUGGAAAUACAGACAAUCGAGUUGGGUCAAAUGUCACUACUGUGAAUGUGGAUCAAAUCCCAGGCCUCAACACUCUAGGCAUAUCUUUGGUUCGCAUUGACUAUGCACCAUAUGGCCAAAAUCCUCCCCACACUCAUCCCCGUGCCACUGAGAUUUUGGUAGUCGUAGAAGGUACUCUGUUAGUUGGUUUUGUCACAUCCAACCCAGAGAAUCGUCUUUUCACCAAAGUUCUAAAGAAGGGAGAUGUCUUUGUGUUCCCAAUUGGUCUUAUUCACUUCCAGUUCAACGCUGGAAAGACUAAUGCUGUAGCCUUUGCUGGUUUGAGCAGCCAAAAUGCAGGUGUCAUCACGAUUGCAAAUGCGGUUUUUGGGUCCAAUCCUCCUAUCAACCCUGAUGUUCUCACCAAGGCCUUCCAACUUGACAAGAAUGUUAUUGAAUAUCUUCAAAAGCAAUUCUGAUUUGGACAACAUUUAGAGAAACUUCUGAAACAUUAGUGCGUCUUUGCCUCAUUCCAUUAUAUCAAUGUUAAAAUAAAAGAUUGCUUAUGUAACUCUCUCUAGAUGGAGUUGAAAGUAUAAAAUAAUAUUGAAGUUUGCUGAGCAUCUUUGUCUCUCUC